Molecule: messenger RNA, 818 nt
Organism: Mya arenaria
Lineage: Eukaryota; Metazoa; Mollusca; Bivalvia; Myida; Myidae
Product: ninjurin-1-like
Exons: 3
Coding region: 65-586 (173 amino acids)
Biological process (GO): cell adhesion; tissue regeneration
Cellular component (GO): membrane
Source: RefSeq, a predicted model, not a curated record
ACAAAAUAUAGUGAUGGUGAAUAAGAGCAUUUUCUUACUGUUCUUCUAAGGACAUUGAACUGUUAUGGAAACAGGCACGUAUGAGAAAGGUAUUGAGAGUGACGGUGGCCGACCGGUGUUUCGCUCCAGCUCACAUGAAGAUGUUGGUGUGGAGGAAGUCGACAUUGGUUUCAAGGACAUAUCUUCAUCCGCCACACCCAACAUAUACGUGGGGAAGCGGAACUUUAUCCACCAGCUGAUGGACGUAGCUCUCAUGAUGGCGAACGUCUCCCAACUCAAGACACUUCUGGUAUCCGACAGAGGUGACUACUUCUAUCUACUUUUGACCUUCAUCUGCCUGUCCAUCAGCUUACAAGUAAUUUUCACUAUCUGCAUGCUCGUUAUUUGGUCCAUCGAGCGAAAGUUGGAGAAGACGACCACGGAAACCGCAACCACAAGUACUUCGAUUACCGCCCAUGUGCAUACGAUAUUAUCCGCAACAGAGGAACGACAGAGGGUCAUUGCGGAUCGGCUUGACAAAGUGGGGAACGUGUUAGUGCUUUUUAUAAUCGUAUCAAAUGUUUUUGUGACCGGCUUUGGUGUAUAAGACCCUCAUUCUGGAAACAUAGACUCUCAGGAUUGAGGCGCAACUCAAAAUAUGGCACAGUGACGAAUCACACUCUCACCCUAUUGAAUAAGUGAAACUUAGCAUAUUGGCAAAAUGAUAAAGCUUGUUAUUUGAAUAUGCUAUACAUUCAUUUAAAGCUUCUAGCUGUUCUCACAGGUAAUGUGUUACGUUCCAUAUAUUAUUCUGAUUUAUUUUAAGUCAAAAACAAAAU